GGAGCUCCUCCAGAGCAGCACAGCCAUGAACCAACCCAGCUCGCCGUCCUCCAGACCCGCGCUCGUUUUCGGCUCGUCUCCCUGACACGCAGCACCAUGAAGAGGCAAAACGUGCGGACCCUCGCCCUCAUCAUCUGCACCUUCACCUACCUGAUCGUGGGCGCCGCGAUUUUCGACGCGCUGGAGUCGCAGAUGGAGACGAGCCAGAGGAGAGAGGUGGCCCUGCGCCGGGCCGAGUUGCUCCACACCUUCAACUUGUCCGCGGAGGACUUUGACGAUCUGGAGAAGGUGGUGCUGCAGCUCAAGCCGCACAAAGCAGGCGUGCAGUGGCAAUUGGCCGGCUCUUUUUACUUUGCAAUCACUGUGAUCACCACUAUAGGAUACGGCCAUGCGGCCCCCAGCACAGAUGGAGGGAAGGUGUUCUGCAUGGUCUAUGCUCUCCUGGGCAUCCCUCUCACCUUGGUCAUGUUCCAGAGUGUGGGUGAACGGAUUAACACCUUCGUCAGGUAUCUUCUCCAUCGCCUGAAGAAGUGCCUUGGCAUGAGACAAACUGAGGUCUCUAUGUUCAACAUGGUGACUGUCGGUUUGAUAUCCUGCAUGAUCACACUGUGUGUGGGGGCGCUGGCUUUCUCCCACUUUGAGGGAUGGAGCUUCUUUCACGCCUACUACUACUGCUUCAUCACGCUCACCACCAUCGGCUUCGGCGACUACGUGGCGCUGCAGAACAACCACGCUCUCCAGAACAAGCUGGACUAUGUGGCCUUCAGCUUCAUCUACAUCUUGACGGGAUUGGCUGUGAUUGGAGCCUUCCUCAACUUAGCCGUCCUGCGCUUCAUGACCAUGAACGCUGAGGACGAGAAAAGGGAUGCCGAGCAGAGGGCUCUACUCGCUCAUAACGGCCAGGCAGGCAGACACAUUCACUGCUCCAUGGACCAAGCAUCCCCUUCCUCUACGGCGUCAGGAUGUGUAGGAGGGAGUGCAAUUGGAGGCGGCGGGGGAGGAGCCGCGAGCCGGGGUCUGCGUAAUGUUUAUGCCGAGGUGCUCCACUUCCAGUCCAUGUGCUCAUGCCUUUGGUACAAGAGUAGAGAGAAGCUGCAAUACUCCAUACCGAUGAUCAUCCCACGUGACCUCUCCAACUCUGACAGCUACAUGGAGCAGGGGGAGGCUUUCUCCAACCCCCUCCACUCCAACGGCUGCAUGUGCAGUCUGCAGCCCCACUCAGGCAUCAGCUCAGUGUCCACUGGUCUGCACAGCAUCAACGUGUACAGGAGACUCAAUAAACGAAGGAGCUCGAUCUAGACAGGACGGCAUGCUCUGAGAAGCACCUUGUAACCUGUUUCAUUUUCUUUUUCAAUGAUGUUUCAUUUGUAAAGGAAAGCAGCAGAAUAUGUGCAUUGAAUCCAAAGUGUGCCAGAUCUUCACUGCAUACGAUUAUUUCUGCUGCUAUUGACUCUUAAUUGGCGGUCUUUGGUGGAUUGGAUGAUUGAAGUCAUAUCAGUAGCAAGAAGCAAGCAAGGCAUGUUGAUAAGGAGGAUGCGGAAGGACAACACACAGGCUCAAAAGCUUGGCACAUCCCCAGCACGGUCACACGCCUUCCACUCCUCAACCGGGAGUUAUUACAACACGGUUGAGUUGGUCACUCGAAUGCAAACAGCACGGCCAAGCUGAUCCCACUUUGCAAGCCACCCAGUCUCUCUACUACCAAAUUCUGGAGAUUGUCGCCGAUCAACACCGCUCCGUGGGCUGGUGCUGCCGUCUUGGUGAAUCAAGUUUAGUCCCGGGCUGUGGAGAUAUGGGAUGUCCAUAUAUCUCCCUGAGAUCGCCUUCAAUGAUAGAAAGCCUCGUUUUUCCAGUGAUGGAGAUACCACGCCACACCAUCACAUUACAAUGAGGCACCUUUGGCGCAAGUCAGGGCCUUUGAGUAUGUGAAGCUCAAAACAAGAGUCAAUAGCAACAGCAGAAAAGUCUGUUAGGCAUAGGCAGCAAAGAUUUGGCACGUUUUACACGGGCACAGGGCACAUACUUGACUAGCAUGCUCUGAAUCACUUCUGACACUUUCCAACGGUUACUUCCUUGACCCACAGGUGAAAACCUAGUGAAAAGGGUCAGGCUUAAUGAUAGAGUGGGAGUUUCAAAGCCAUUUCUUUCACAGACUACAGAAACCUUUACUGUAAACGACAUGUACAGCUUAUUCUGAACCCCUGACAUUUUACAGUUGUGUAAUUUGUAAUGUAUAUUGUUGGGCAAAAAUGGACAAAUUAUACUGUGAGAUGAGUUUUUCAAAGGGAGCACACGGCACUACAUGUAAAUAUCACCCUUCUGAAAUCAAAUGAUUUUAAUGAAGUUUCCAUUAUUGCAAAUAAAAAGUAUGGUUGUAUAUAUUUUACACAUUAAGAUUUACAUAUUAAGACACUUUAAUAGAUUUAGUUUUUCAGUAGACAUGCUAAAUAAAUCUGAGUGUCCUUUCCUUUGUGUCCUGUUUAAGCCCAUUUCGAUAGGCUUCAUCUUAGAGAUACAGAGAUACUUUAUGUUAAAGUUACAAAUGAUUGUGCGUAAUCACAUACGUCGUGGAGGUACGGGACACUAGCGACUGUGUUUUCAAUCACUGGACCUCCUCACCACUCCUAUCAGACCUCACAGUUUUAUACAGAUUGAUUUAUGUUAUCUUGGUUUCUUCUUCCACGUCUGAGUUGUAUUUACUCAUCAUGUGUUCUUGCAUAGCAGCGCUUGCGUGUGAACUCACUUUGUACAUAGUAGAACCACAUAUCGAAUUCACUGCUGCACCUUAGAAGAUUGUUUUAUGCUUUAGAACGCUGGAAUUCAGUGUGCAUUUGUUUCUUUUUCUAUAGAAGCCACAUUAUAUUUAGUUUUAUAAAUCAUGUGCCCUAAUGGUUUCAUUUCGAUGAUUCACUUUGCUGUUGAUGACUGAGAUUACUGGUAGUACAACUCAAUGAUAAAUGGCCUCCGAGUUUGAACCUCAUGCACUUGGCUCAAAUAACAUGUCAGACUAUUCCAGGUCUUCAAGCAGUGUCCUUCUUUUAUCCUUCAGUCCUUCUGAUUGACUUGUAUCGCUUUAUGCGUCAUUUGUUGCAUGUGCUUUCUUAUUCUGUUCCUGUACUCUCGUCACAUAAGAAAUUCUGACACAUCUAUUUUUCUACAUGAAGAUACUGGUUAUCUGCAAAAUACUUCUGACAGAUGGACUUCAGUCAACAAUGUGUGGGACGAUACUGUACAUUUCCACAAUGCUUUUACUUUAUUCCGAAUAAAAUAUUUUGAUUUAAAACAA
Dunckerocampus dactyliophorus (ringed pipefish) is the source of this 3286-nucleotide messenger RNA. RefSeq names its product potassium channel, subfamily K, member 3a (gene kcnk3a). NCBI's taxonomy places the organism in Eukaryota, Metazoa, Chordata, Actinopteri, Syngnathiformes, Syngnathidae. Bases 97 to 1299 code for a protein of 400 amino acids. The record is from RefSeq and is a predicted model, not a curated record. The transcript has 2 exons. Gene Ontology annotation, biological process: stabilization of membrane potential; potassium ion transmembrane transport. Gene Ontology annotation, cellular component: membrane. Gene Ontology annotation, molecular function: open rectifier potassium channel activity; potassium ion leak channel activity.